CCGAGAGUUUCUACAACUAGCACAUCAUGGACUUGAUAAAGACGCCAAAGGUUGACAAUGUCAAGUUGGUUGAACGCUACAAAGCGCGACAGUCUUCAGCGGGCACACUUUAUCUGACUACCACACAUCUCAUCUUUGUGGAUGCUGCUGGGAAACGGGAAGUAUGGAUUUUACAUAUGCACAUAGCAGCUAUUGAUCGGCUGCCAUUGACGACAGGUGGAUCACCUUUACAGUUGCGAUGUAAAGACUUCCGCUGUGUGACGUUUGUUAUACCUAAAGAUAGAGAAUGUCAGGACAUAUACGAAUCACUGGUGAAUCUCUCCCGUCCAGCAAGUAUAGAUGCAUUAUAUGCUUUCCACUUCUCUCUGCCGACGGUGCAGAAGUCGUAUGGAUGGGACAUGUAUGACACACAGACUGAGUACUUAAGGAUGGGAAUUCCUAAUGAGUUGUGGGUACUCACAAAUAUGAACAAGGAGUAUGAGUUGUGCGACACGUACCCCAGAGAUCUUUAUGUUCCUGUCACAGCCACCACACCUAUCCUGGUAGGCAGCUCCAAGUUCAGAAGUAGAGGACGAUUACCAGCUCUCUCCUACCUACAUCGAGACAAUCAGGCGGCUAUAUGUCGAUGUAGCCAGCCACUCUCUGGCUUUAGUGCACGAUGUGUUGAAGAUGAACAGAUGCUCCAUGCGAUUUUGAGGGCAAAUCCAUCCUCUAAGUUCCUGUAUGUUGUGGAUACACGACCUAAGAUCAACGCUAUGGCAAAUAAGGCUGCCGGGAAGGGUUACGAGAAUGAGAACUUUUACUCCGACAUCAAGUUCCAGUUUUUGGGCAUUGAAAACAUUCACGUGAUGAGGAAUGGUUUACAGAAAUUAAUAGAUGUUUGUGAGCUAAAGAAUCCAUCAAUGAAUUCAUUCCUUUCAAGUAUAGAGGCUAGUGGAUGGCUGAAACACAUCAAAUCUGUCAUCGAUACCUCUGUGUUUAUCGUCAAUGCGGUACGUAACGGCAUCAGUGUUCUAGUGCACUGUUCAGAUGGAUGGGAUAGAACAGCUCAGACUUGCUCUCUCGCUUCCCUGAUGUUGGAUCCAUAUUAUCGCACUAUACAAGGCUUCCAGGCUCUGAUUGAAAAGGAAUGGUUGUCCUUUGGCCACAAAUUCACGGACAGGUGUGGGUUCCUCGGAACAGGUGAUCCAAAGGAAGUGUCACCAGUCUUCACCCAGUUCAUUGAGUGUGUGUGGCAGAUCAUGCAGCAGUUUCCAUGUGCUUUCCAAUUCAAUGAGCGCUUUCUCAUCACCAUACAUGACCACUCAUUCUCCUGUCAGUUUGGUACAUUUAUAGGCAACUGUGAAAAAGACCGCAUAGAUUUAAGACUGUCAGAAAGGACAUACUCUCUGUGGGGUUACAUCUCACGACAUAUGACAGAGUUUCUAAACCCUCUGUAUAAGAAGGAAUAUGAAAUACAACACCCUGUGGUUGUACCAGAUACAAGUCCUCAGUGUGUGAGGUUUUGGAAAGGGAUGUACAAUCGUUAUGAGACUGGAAUCCAUUCAAGGGAACACAUAACUGACAUCCUAGGGGCAGCAAAGGACCACAGUGACUCACUGGAGGAUCACAUCAGGCUCCUGGAGAAGAGAAUUACCCAGAUCUGCAAAGUUUUGGGGAAAUCUGAAGAAACAAUACAGAAAAAACUGGAUGGGUUCUUGUCAAUGGAGUCUCUAGAUGGCUAUCUGGCUGGUCACAUAGAAGGGCCUCCUCCACAAAAGGUGUCCAAGAAUCAGGCAAUAAAUGGGUCCUUACAGACAUCGCCUGAUAACUCUCCACAACGCUCAGACGAUUCAACACAACAGUCAGAUGGAUCACCACACAAAGACCAGAAGGACAAGAUGAACCACAUCAUGAGCGACCAUGAGUCAGGGUUCGAUGAGGUCAGCUCAACCAUGUCACAGUCAGGCGUGGACGAGGUCGCCUCCCAGAUGUCAAAGUCAGGUAUAGAGGAGGGCGUGGGUACCAUGGAGUCAAGCAUGCUGUCUGGGGGUACUGAGACUCUUUCUCUGGACCAGCUCCUCUUGGAGCUUCAAAGCGUGGCUGUUGACUGGAAGUCCUUUCGCCAUGUCCACACCUGCACGUGCGCUACCCCCUUUGAUUGCUUCACUAAAAAGUUUCACUGUUGGAAGUGUGGUGAGGUAUUUUGUAUGAGAUGUAUAGCUAAGAGUAUCCCUCUGCCUGGUCAUUACUCUCGCCGACCAGUCCCUGUCUGCCGACCCUGCUACAAGGAGGUACGACAUUCACCGUCAAUGGAGUUUCCACCAGGAUACACACCCCCUACCAACUCUAGCUGAUGAAGGGAGAUAACUGUUGUGACUUAAUCUAGCAUAGCUGAAGAUGACAAGUGCUGUUGUGAUGUUGUGUAGAUAUGUCAUUGUUUUGUAACCUCUCACACAUAAUAUCUCAAAUCACAUUGCCCAUUCAAAAAGACUGGAACAUUCCAUUGUAGAUUUAGGUAAGAACAGGUGUAUUCUGUGUUAUAUAGACUUAGGGCCUUGAAGAAUAUGGACCCCGUUUUGCUGCAUGAUCAAAAAAGCUUUUGCAAUUUCUAUAAUGUUGUACAGUGAUUUUAUUUGAACUGUUCAGCCUACAGCCAUUAUAAUAGUCUCAAGAGAUUUGUCACAAGAUAUCGCGCGUGUGGAAGUUGUUACCAUAGUGACAUGUUUCUGGAGAAAGGCAACCAGGAUUCCUCUUGGUGACCCUUGUCAUCAUUUCAGCUUGCCUUGAGAUACUCCAUACAAUGUGUUAGUAAUGACAGACUCAGAAAUGGCUUGAAAGCGGAUCAUGCAUGUAUAUAGAAUACUCAAAUAUUUAUCUACUUGAGGAUGCAACUUGUUGAGAUAAAGCAGGAGGUGAAAAAGAAAGUGAGAAAUUGAGGAUGUAAACUCACUGAUUUUGUGAUAUUGACAUACCAUAUGUAUGCUGCCACUUAAUGUACUACAACCAGUAAGCUUGGCAGUUAUUAUUGGAUAUAGGAGUACUUGUAAAUGUUGUAGCAUGGCAUUAGUUAUCAGAAUAUACAGGGAGAUCUUGUAAAUGCCGAUGAACGGCAUUAAUUGUCAGGAUAUGCAGGGAGAUCUUGUUAAUGUCGAAUAACGGCAUUAGUUUUCAGGAUAUACAGGGAGGUAUUGUAAAUGUCAUGAUAGAAUCAAAGUUAUCGGAUAAUCUAUUUAUUUAUCUAUAUGCUGUGUCAGUUGCUGCAGCCACCAGUUUGCUAUAGAGUGAGGGAUAUUGUUGAUGUUUGUUGACCAAUGUCGCCCUCUUAAAUGACCAACUGUACUGACUUGUCCAAUGUAAGGGAAGCUCGGUCCCAAGAGACUUUCUGAAACAAAGUAAAAAACUGAACUGGAAAACUUUAAGAGCCAUUAUUGGUAAUAUUUUAUUUGAUAAAGAAACAAGAAUUGCUAUGGUUACCCUUUCUUUUGGCUUUAACCGUCUUGAUAAUUUUUUUUAUUUAAUCUGUGAUGGGUGAUUUUUUUUUUUUUACAUUUUUAACUUCUUAAUUACAAUAGAAUGGAUCAUGUUCAUGAGUGAUGUUUUGUGGAGGAAAAAGAAAAGGAGGUGGGUGGGGUGAAUGGCUGGAGGAUACAAGCUUGGCUGAUUUGUACUGGCUUUAGAUACAAUAGAGGACAAGAAAUAUAACUGGUACAAGACAAUAUCAGUGGUUUCAAGGGAGGCCUGGAAUUAAAUUGCAUUAACCUUAUUGCCCUUUUUAGAUGUAUAGAAAUGAUGGGUUUGUUUUGUUUAUUAUGUCUGAGGUAUUUCCAUGUCUAGGUAAUCAUUUAUAUAGAGUUUAGUAAAGAGAUUAAAAAAAUAAAAUACUCGUCUUCACCCAAGUAAUUUCAAAGCUUUCUUUCCUAAAUUUACCAGAAAAAUUAUGCUACUGCUGUUUUCAUGUUCAUAAAAAUCUUGUCUACUUGGUAUUUUCAAACCUGAAAGAGGGACUGAAACAUGUCUUGCAUUUUAGUUCCUUUGUUUCAGUAGUGAAUAACUGGGGUUUUGGUCUGUUCCUGUGUUUACAUUUAAAACAACAAAUAACAAAGUAUGUAUUUUAUCUUUCACAUUAGCUUUGGGUCUUGAUAAAGACGUUUUAAAGAUUUUAACCCCAGUGUCAAGUCAGCCAUUUUUGAAAAACGAAGUUGUGCUUCCUAAGGUUAUCUGCUUUAAGAGGCAAUUAAUGUCAGUGAGAAAAUAUUCUCACAAAAAAUAAUUCCUUUAUGAUAUAUAAACUUUAUUUAUUUUACAACAAUUACGAAACAUGUUAUUUCAACUUAUGCUAAUCACUCUUGUUGGCCGGGAUGUUAGCGCGGGAGGGGUCUUCUUGUGGGAGGAAACCGGAGUACCCGGGGAAAACCAACGUGGUCGGACAGGUGACCCGUUACCUUUACAUGUCCUUUCCGGGAAUCGAACCCCGGUCGGCUAGGUGAAAGGCGAGUGCGUUACCACUGCGCCACCCGACCACCUUUAUGAUACCAUAAAACAAGUGGUCCCCUGUGAUGGUAAAGAUCAGAACUGUUUCCAUUCGGAAAACAUUUACAUGCUCUUCAUGUCACUGGUUUAUAUUAGGUUGGUAGCUUUAUCUAAAGACUUGAGAGUGAAAAUUGGGCAUUUACCUUCUCCUUAAACCUCUGAGUGACUAGUAAAGUGAACACAUUUUCUAACAUUCUCUACCUUGGGAGAACACUUCCCUGUUCAUGUUGUUUCACGUUAAUUAUAUGUCCGAUGCCUUUGAAGUAUUAUUUAAUUGUAACUUGUUUUGUUAUUUUGUCAGCUCGUUGUAUGCAAUGCAAUUAAUUUUGUAUGAAAUAUCUAUGUUUAAUUUAUAAUCUUAUGUCAAGGUCAUGACCUUACUUCAAUAUAUAAAAGUAUGCAUGUUUUUACAAAGGAUACAGUUUUUCAGGAUCUUGACAAAGGUCGUUACAUUUAAGUAAUGUGUGAAGAUACUACACAAGAUAUAAAACACAUUUGACCUAGUUAAUGUUACUGUUGUUAAUGACCUUUGAUCCUUUGUAUUGUUACCUGUGUCAUGAACUUUGAACCCAGGUAUUGUUAUCUAGUCCUGCCCUUCAAUUUCUGUGAUGUGAAUUUAGUGGCGCUCCUUAAACUAUUGACAAAGUUGAUGUGGAUUAAAGGUAGGAUGAGGUUCCAGGCAAUUUGAAAUGAUUCUUGAUUACAGUAGCAAUCUCAUUGUCUCCACAAAGAGGUCAGCCUUUGUUAUGGUGGACUUGCUUCACUCUACAGUACAUAUGUUGUAUCAUGAUUGUGCCAUACCAUUAGAUUGAUGUUCUAUAAGAGAAAACACAUAUCACCACUUAAUUGAUAGUUAUAUAUAUAUAUAUAUAUAUAUAUAGCAUAUUACGUAGAUAUUGAAAUACAUGUAUAGGUAUUCUUCAUUUUACACUAGUUGCUAAUUCAUCUAAACCACAAAAAAAAAAAAUUCUUACGUAUUGAUUAUUUUUUUUUAUUAUUUGCGGUUUUGUUUUAUUUUUAUUUGGGUAAAAACAUCAUAAUUUUUAAAUCAUCUUGCCAAAAGUUUUGUCAUCAAUGAGGGAUGUGUUUUAUAAUCAUGAUUCACACAGUGUACAGAAUUGUAAGUACAGGAUGAACAAUUUCACUUUUCCAUUGAAGUGAGUUUUUAUUUUAUUCUAUGAAAAGCUGUACAAGUCAUUAUAUUGUUGGUGGUCUGACAUUAAAAAUAUUUUGUUUCUCAUAUAAACGAGUCGUAGCAGAGGCCAACUUUGAUUGCAAAUAGAUCGUGAUUUGCACGAUGGCUACCAAUAAGUAUAUGCAAAUUAUUAUAUUUAUUUCCUAGAAUACAAUGGGAAGAUCUUAUUUGAUUUGUGAGUUUCUAUUGCUUGUUAAUUUGGAGACUGAUAGACAGAAGAAAAUAUUACCACCUGAUUCCUCGGCUGUCAAUGUAGCAGAAAACAAAUAGGAAAGAGAAGGGAUAAAACAAACUUGAUGUAGAACCAACAAACACUACAAUGAUAGGCACGAUCUCUUUUAGAUUCUCAGGUUUUUGUGAUGGAACCAAUGAUUCAACAGAUUUACAAAGUCCCAGUCAGUAUUUGUACAUCUUCCAAAACCACCCUGUAUAUAACUCACAAGGUCAUGUACAAUCUCUCAAGGUCACUCCAAAUGUCUCACAGGGUGGUUCUUAUUGACUGUUGAAAGAAGCGUUAUGAAGGAAAUAUUUGUUUUAUUUAUUAAAUUGUACACUUUAUAACAUGUUUUGAUAGUUUGACCUUUGACCUUACUGAUCAUCAAGGUUCUGACUGGCUACUCCAUUAAACAACUUGUGCAAUAUUAUCGUCCUUUUUUUUUUUAUUUUGAAUUAGAAGCAUAUAAACAUAAGAAGUUUUACUAUGUUGCUUGUUUAAAAAUGAUUUAAAGCUGAGUUAACUUUGUCAGAUAUAUAAGUCUAUUAAUGAAAUUAUCUAGUUACAUCUCCCCCAUUUAUGUUAGCUUACAUACAUUAAAGUGUAUAUACUAUAAAUACAAAAAGCAGACUUGUUUGUUGGAUGUUUUCACCCCACACAGAAUAUUAUAAAUGAUGAUAACAACAAACAACUCAGCUAUAAACUUAAUCAUUAAUUUUGUAAGUUUUUUGAAAAUAAAGAAUACAUGGUCAGUGUCUUGAAAUAUAUUUUUGCAAGGGUUAAGAGUGGCGAGUCCCUGGCAAAAAACUUUUGUCUUUUUGUGCCAAGCCAAAAUGCAACUUAUAUUUCAAGACACUCUUCAUGUAUUCUAUUUAUCCUGCAACAUGCAUCGAAAAUUCAGGCUGUCAAAAUGUAGACAGUUUAUUGGAUAACCUGAUGUUGAAAUUAUGUGGAGUUUUGUUUUAUGACGUACAGCAAAAUAAUUGCUCUGCAUGGAAACAUAUAAGAGUGGUUCAAAACAUUUUGUGAACUUUUGAAAAUAGGUUUGUUUUUUACAACAUACAUAAAUAGUUAUUAUACUUUCAUUUAAUUUUAAAGUAAAUUUAGAGAGUAAGAUUGUCAAAUUAAUGUACACGCUAAAUAACAGCUAUUUUCCGGCAUUACCGACUCCAGCAAAACUAUGUGGCAGAUGUAGUCUAACAAUUGUAGUGCUGUCGCAGGAUAAAUAUAUGAACAAUAAUCACAGUAGUAUUUACUGAUUGUGUAAUUAUGGUCAGAACCAUCAUACUAAACUAUAUGCUUUGACAAUAAUUACAAACCAAGUUAUCAGCUUGUGUUAAUCUUAAUGACUUAGAAAGAAGUGGUGAGUUGAAGUCUAAAACAUUUUGGGGUCUGCGGCCACCUUAAUAUCAGUGCAUUGUUCUCUAUGUGUCAUGACUGCUUGAGGUUGUCGUAGUGUCAAACAUCUUACUUUUUGUACUGAAUCAACAGCUCAGUGUAUGUCUGACUUCCUGUACAAGAGAAAAUCAUUCUAAUCUAGUAAUAUUACAACCGAACAAUUAAUCUGUAUCAAUGUUGUUCACUGCUGGCUGGCAUUAGUUAUCAUGUAAAUGUUCAGUCUCUUGUUCUUGUUCAGGAACAUAGCCAACACUGUUUGAUCAGCCUGAAUUCUUCCACUUUCUUAAUGAGGGAAUUUUUUUUUUUUGGCAAUGAUGCUGACUUGUGCCCAGUAGAGUUGAUUUUGUGGCUAAUGGUUUGUAGUGUUUGCCAGUGAUAGGUAAAUCUCCAAAAUGACGGCUUAGAUUCAAUGACGCACUUUCAUUUCUCCCUUUUCAUGGACCCCAUAUUAACAAUCUGUUGAUCCUACAAGAUUUUCUCAAAAUAAAUUUAGAUUAAGAGAAUGCUUAUCAUGUGCUAUUUGUUCAAUUUUUGAAUAAAUCUAUCGAGAUUUGCAAGUUAACACUGCCCCCCCCCCCUUCCCCCCACUACUCUUCCCCUCCUCUAAAUAAAACAUAUGAAAUAGAGGUGCCCUAUAUACUGUCAUGUAAAUUGGAUGUAUUCACACUCUUUAUGAUUUUCAACGGGUCUAGUUUCAGUCGCUGGUUAAACGUUUGUUUUAGCGAUGAUUUCAGACCAUCACUCUGGAUAAACAUCAGUCAUGUGUCACGUCAUAUCUGUGAUUUGGUGACAGACAGCAGUGAAUAUCACUGAAGAUGAAGACAAAAUUAUUUGGUCGUGAUAUGCCACUCCAAACUGUUAGUUCUUGUCUGUGAAUCAUAUUUGUAUUAUUCACCAGAGUUGGGUUGAUUUGAGCUUAAAACUUGUGGCAACAUCUCAUUGUAUAUAAUUAUUGAUUGAUGUUCCUGCAGGCGAGACUAAAACCAUGCUGUAUAUAUACACACAUAGAUCACUUCAUCUGCUGGUGCUUUUUGUUGGACUGAGUGUGUCGGUGUCCCACUUGAAAAUAUUUGAAUUGUUAAUAUGUAUCUUAACUUAGGAUCGGUUGUAGAAUUCCAUUUUCCAUAAAUAGAACUUUGAGUGGUUUAAUGUUACAUAACUGGUCCUAAUGACAUUUGCUUGUUAACUUGUCGUUGUGUUUGUUACUUGUAGUUAUGCAUUAACUUUUAACACAACUACCUGUACUCAGUGUAACUGUGUACCUAACAUGUAAAAGUGUACUCGGUGACCUGUGGUACAGGUAAACCUGCACUUGAUGACCUGUUAUAUGUGUAAACUUGUACCCAGUGACCUGUGGUAUUUGUAAACUUGUACCCAGUGACCUGUGGUAUUUGUAAACUUGUACCCAGUGACAUGUGGUAUGUGUAAACUUGUACCCAGUGACCUGUGGUAUGUGUAAACUUGUACUCAAUGACUUGUGAUGUAAGUAAACCUGUACUUGGUGACCUAAAGUAUGGUAUGUCUUACCUUGUACUUUGUGACCUGUGUUACAGGUAAACUUGCUUUUGGUGACCUAUGCUACAGGUAAACCUAUUUUUGGGGACGUGUGGUAUGUGCAAACUUGCACUUGAUGACCUGUAGAAUGUGUAAACUUAUAUUUGGUGACCUAUGGUGUGUUUAACCUUGUACUCUGUGACCUGUAGCAUAGGUAAACCAGCACUUGGUUACCUGUGGUGUGUGUAAACAUGCACCUGGUGACCUUUUGUGUAACUUGUUAUCAAUGACCCAUGGAACAAGUUAACAUGUACUUGGUGACCUAUGUUAUGUGUAAACUUAUACUUGAUGACCUGUGGUACAGGUAAACUUGUACUUGGACUUGGUGACCUGUGGUACAGGUAAACUUGUACUUGAUGACCUGUGGUACAGGUAAACUUGUACUUGGUGACCUAUGUUAUGUGUAAACUUGUACUUGAUGACCUGUGGUACAGGUAAACUUGUAUUUGGUGACCUAAGGUGUAAACAUGUACUAAGUCACCUGUAGUAUGUUUGAACUUGUAUUCUGUGACCUGUGGUGGAUGAAUACUUGUACUUGAUGACCUAUGGUAAGUGUUGUAUGUUGAAAUCCAGUAAAUAGGUCAUUGUAAAGUGUAAAGGUAUUUAAUUCAUCUUUUAACAGGAACCAAAUAGAAUCUGUGGUUUGUGUAGCUUGUCUGAAGUCCAGCUGAUUUGGACACUGUGUGACACUACAUACAUUAUAAAUGUUAGUGAAGCGGUAUGUACAACACGGUUAUGUUGCUGACAUCUAUCAAUAAAAUAAGAACGGUGACAAUAA
This is a messenger RNA of Ylistrum balloti, 9651 nucleotides long. Its product is annotated as myotubularin-related protein 8-like. Gene Ontology annotation, molecular function: phosphatase activity; metal ion binding. Gene Ontology annotation, biological process: dephosphorylation. Bases 27 to 2336 code for a protein of 769 amino acids. The record is from RefSeq and is a predicted model, not a curated record. The transcript is spliced from 15 exons. NCBI's taxonomy places the organism in Eukaryota, Metazoa, Mollusca, Bivalvia, Pectinida, Pectinidae.